ACUCUUACAUUAAUUCCUGAUUAGAAAAAGCUUGAAGCCCUAUACCCUCAACCGAAAUAUCUGAAGUCUAUCAUUUAAUUUAGCCAAACGCAAAAGCACUUUUACAAAAUGUUGCGCUACGUUUACUCGCAUGGUUUACGAAUACCUAUAUCAUCAUUGGUGAAAGUUUCUGCUGCCGCUGCUUCGUCUUCAUCGUCAUCAGCAACAGCAACCGCGAAUCAAUCCAGUGAUCAAAAAGUUUACAGUUUCACAUCCAGAUUACAGUCAUUAGCAGAUAAAAGUAAAAAUGAUAUUUUAAUGAAUCGUGACCCCUAUUGUCCACCGAUGGAUGUUGAAUCACGUAUUCAAGCCUUGAGCGAGAAGUUAUUUAACCUAAAGUCUUCUACGAAUGAUAAUAAUGAGAGUGCCGACCACCAUCAUCAACAUCAUCAGUGGAAGGAGUAUCGUUUUCAGGAUAAUGCUGAAAAAUACAAAAUGUUUACCGCAUGUAUCAAUGAAUUCAAACACAAUAUCGCUAACAGCUACCUUCAUGAAAUCAAUACAAUCGGUGAAUUAAUUGACUACUUUUCAACAGUAGUCGAAACACCUGAUUUCUUAUAUAAAAUAACAAAAGAUUCACAAGAUGGUAAUAUUGACUUACCGGCAAACUUGAGCAUACAAGUUGAACCUUUACGUUAUAAUCCAAAUGAAGAUACAUUUUUCAAAGUUAACGCCUAUCCUGGUCGUUCAACGAUUGUCAGUGAUUUAGCUGCCUCGAAGAAACAUCCUAGUUAUCGUGUUAGUCGGAUGAAACGUCUUCGAAUUGAAUAUGAAGAUAUGUAAUGGUGACAACGCCAUCCACUCAUCCAUCCAAUAUUGUAUAGUUAAACUUGUAAAUAGAAUUUACUUUCACUGAAAUACACAUAUAUUCUAUUCUUAGUAAAGAA
Messenger RNA from Trichobilharzia szidati, 926 nucleotides. The record is from the annotation of a GenBank genome assembly. Lineage: Eukaryota; Metazoa; Platyhelminthes; Trematoda; Strigeidida; Schistosomatidae.